Patiria miniata (bat star) is the source of this 1677-nucleotide messenger RNA. RefSeq lists its product as uncharacterized. The record is from RefSeq and is a predicted model, not a curated record. The transcript has 3 exons. NCBI's taxonomy places the organism in Eukaryota, Metazoa, Echinodermata, Asteroidea, Valvatida, Asterinidae. The coding region runs from base 1 to 1677 and encodes 558 amino acids.
AUGAGGAGAAAUGGGAAGAGGAUUGAAUUGUGGAUGAGUGAAGAUCAGAGACAGGUGCAUGAUAGAAUCCAAAAAAAUAUGUACUGUCGCACUAGAAGAAGUCUUGAGUUUGUUAUUAAGAAGAUGGAUAAUAUGAGUGAAUUACAAAACAGAAAAAGAAAACACAGUAAGCAUGCAAGUGAUGUGACACGUGUAAACAAAAACGUCAGGUGUAGUAGUGCUCCAAGAACAGUGCAAAAAGGGAAAGAGAUGAGUGCACAGUGUAACAAGGUGAUUGGAAAAAUCGAGCAAUCUGAAGCCAGAAAUUCAAAGAAUAGUGAAGCAUGUGAAAAGAGUCUAGAAAAAUUAAGUAAAAUUCAUAACAAGCAAUGCUGGUGGUGUGAUCAGAGUAUAAAGUCAUUUGAAACCCAUGUGCAGUGUGAUAGCUGUGACAUUUGGUAUCAUGUGAAAUGUAUGAAUUUCUCAAAGAUGGACCAGUUGUUGACCAACAAAGCUGUGGCACGGAUGUGUCGAAAAUGUGGAAGAAGUUCUUUUUCAAAGUCACUUUUGUAUGAUCUUGGUAUUCCAACAGAUAUAAAUACAUUUGAGUUGACACACAAGGAAGAUGAGGCAGACAAGGAUGCUCUUGUGGACAGAAUGGAUGCAGAUGAUAGCAUUGAAGACGAACAGAUGAACAACGUGAACGGUGUAAGUGGCCUGAAAAUGAAGAUAUGUUCAGCUAGGAUAGGGCAGGGGACAGGUUUGAGAAAAAUACAUGUAACUGAGGGCACGGGACUAAUAAUUAAGCAGACUGGUGGUUAUUCAUUGAGGAAAAGGAAAGGCCAGUCUUCAAAUGAUCAGGAUGGAAGGAAAAGAGAAAGGGACAAAAUUGUAGAAACAAGAAGUGCAAUGUGUACUAGAAGUAAAAAGGUUGUGGGUAGUGUCAGUAAAGGCAUUGAUUCUGAUGAAAAGAAGUGUCAAGAAGGAAAUGUCCAAAAAGAUCAGGCAGUGGCAUUGGAAAUAAAACAGUCUAAGACAUAUGAAUUGCGAAGUAGGAAAAGACAGGCAUUGUGUGCUAGUGGAAGUUGUGAAACAAAAAGUGGAGCUAAGAAAAUGAAAUCUAAAACUGAUGAUAAGAGUAUCGGUAUGUGUACAAAGAAGCCAGGUGUGUUACAUCAAACACGUAAAUCAAUGAAAUGGAAGUGUGAGGAAGUGCCAAUCAGUGAUGUAACUGAACUGGGCAAUAAUAUGCAAAAUAGAACAGACACAAACUGUAGAGUAUUGGCUGAAAGGACAGUGCAAGGUAACUUCCACCAAGGUGAUCUGAGAUUUGGUUUUAACAGUGGCAAACAAUGUGUUGCAAACAGUUUGUGUGCCAUUUUGUACAGUAGAACCAAGUUACUGAAAGACUGUGAUUGGGAGAAUCCAUUGUCUGAAGUUGAGGAUACUGAGGAAAAUGAGGAUGAUGUCAGAAAGGAAGUUGGGGAUAAGAGUGAUGACAGUGAUGAUGAACAAGGAGGAGGUGAUGAUGAGGAAACAGACGAUGAUCGUUUGAGAGGCAUGGCAUUGGAUUCGUGUCUUCAACCAAUUGAUAUAGGCCAAGAAGUGCUGGAUCAGUAUUUUAAUGAUGUGCUGUGUGUGGCCCCUUGUGAAGGCAAUAGUCCAAUCAGAAUUUUGAUGGAACAGGGAACAAGAUGA